AAAGCUCGACUCGAUAAAUUUGUGAGCGAUUCGGCAUUUCUAUUUUUGAGUGAUAUUCUAUUCAGUGAAUUUUGAUACUUCCUUCCUCCCUUUUAAAUCCUUCCAAUUACAACAAAAUUUUAUCGACACUGAGUUUUUAGUGUCAACGCAUAACACUAGUUUGCAAAAAUUAAAAAUUUGUAUCAUUCUCAUCGACCACUUUUGGGUUUGGAUAAGUUCAUUCCGCUUGCCACCAAAUCGCACAUGGAUGAUACUCUGUACUCCUCUAAGAUCGGAAUCGGACAAGCACUGAAGAAGAACAUUGACGAUUUUAUAAUGGAGAAAUUCGGAUUCUCAGAAUCCGAAGCUUCGGCUCUGCGCAUCGAGCUCUUCAGAAAAUACGGGAGCUCUCUCGCCGGAUUACGAGCGUUAGGGCAUGAUAUUGAUGCUGAUGAAUAUCACAGUUUCGUCCAUGGGAGAUUACCUUACCAUUUGAUUGAACCAGACUCUGAUUUGAGAAGCCUGUUGCUUACAAUCCAUCAACGCAAAAUAAUUUUUACGAAUUCGGAUAGAGUUCACGCGGUGAAAGUGCUGGAUCGGCUUGGGAUCAGGGAUUGUUUUGAGCGGAUUAUUUGCUUCGAGACAAUGAAUCCUAACCUAUCCCGGCGGCGGCCUGGGGAGGUUCCGGUUGUGCUGAAGCCGGCGAUGGAGGCCAUGAAUAUUGCCGUGGUCUCCGCUGGUGUGGUUCCACGUCGAACGCUCUUUUUUGAUGACAACAUCCAGAACAUAGUUGCUGGAAAUGCUAUUGGGCUUCGAACAGCUUUGGUUGGCACAUCGAAGAGGACAAGUAAAGAAUGCGAUUAUGCGCUGGAGAAAGUGAGCGACCUAAUACGCGUCAUACCAGAAAUUUGGUUCAUAGGCAAUACAGAGGUGGAUGACGACAAAGUAAUGGCGAGUAGUAAUCGCACCAGAAACAGCGAAAUGGACUCAUCAUUUCUUGCUUCCACAAGUGUGGGUGCCUAAUUAAACUAAUUCUUGGGGGUUCGACCCCAACAAUUGUAUACCAAAGACAAACAUAGACGUUUAUGUCUGUUCGGGCACAAACGUAAACACACUUGUUUGUUUAUCUUCGGUGUACAAUUGUUGGGAUAUGAUAUUCGUGGUAUUUGCCUCUGUAAAUAUGUAUCUAUAAUUCAUCCCUCUAUAUAUAUGUGUCAAUAUAAUUGUGAUGCAUUUCAAUAAUGUAUCUGCAUGUAUGCAUCGGUUCACUAGCUAGCUAGAAUAAUAUAAUGGCGCGAUUGGCAUUUGGCGUCCCAUUAUUGCAUGUACUCUUUAUCAAUAAUCAAUCAAAUUUGAAUGUCUUC
Messenger RNA from Cuscuta campestris, 1343 nucleotides. The record is from the annotation of a GenBank genome assembly. NCBI's taxonomy places the organism in Eukaryota, Viridiplantae, Streptophyta, Magnoliopsida, Solanales, Convolvulaceae.